Messenger RNA from Lingula anatina, 2477 nucleotides. RefSeq names its product transient receptor potential cation channel subfamily M member 3. Lineage: Eukaryota; Metazoa; Brachiopoda; Lingulata; Lingulida; Lingulidae. Gene Ontology annotation, molecular function: monoatomic cation channel activity. Gene Ontology annotation, cellular component: plasma membrane. The record is from RefSeq and is a predicted model, not a curated record. Gene Ontology annotation, biological process: metal ion transport; monoatomic cation transmembrane transport.
GUACGUUUUCUUCCUGGUGGCCUAUUCAUACCUUAUAUUAUUUCAUUUGCGUGAAGAGAUCAGCACUCUGGAGAUUUUACUGAUAGGAUGGAUAAGCACCAUGAUAGUUGAGGAAUUGAGAGAGAUGACCUACUCCACCUCGGAGAGCGUUGGGCGUAAGCUGAUAGACUGGUGGAACUUCAGCGUAUGGAACCGCAUAGACAUCAUCCUCUGUGUUGUGGCCCUGGGGGGAUUUAUAUUCCGCAUGAUACCUGGCAUGUUAGACCAGAUUAAGCUGUUCUAUGCCAUGAACUGUGUGCUGUUUUAUCUUCGGUUCCUCAGGCUUUAUUCUGUCAGCAGUGUGCUGGGUCCAAAGCUGGUCAUGAUUAAGUUGAUGGUAAUUGAGCUGUCUAUCUUUGUGUGCAUCUUGAUAAUAGCCAUAAUGGGUUAUGGGGUGACCUAUCAGGCCCUCACAUUCCCUGCUAGAGAACCAUAUUGGGGUAUUCUGAAGGAUAUCUUCUACUAUCCUUAUUGGCAGAUAUAUGGAGAACUGUUUCUGGAUGAGAUUGGACUUCAGGGUACCUUGCCUGGCUGUGAAGGGAACAGCACAGUGACACUGGAUGGGCACCCCUGCCCCACCUUCCACAGCUUUGUGCCCAUACUGCUAGCAGUCUAUCUGCUUGUGGGCAAUGUACUGCUGCUGAAUCUUCUCAUUGCCAUCUUCAGUUUUGUGUUUGACAAAGUGCAGAAAAACUCCUUAGAGAUCUGGAAGUUUGAUAUGUAUUUCCUAGUGAUGGAAUACAUAGACAAGCCAGGCCUGCCUCCCCCUUUUAUCUUCAUAGAGCAUGUGUUGCUCUUAAUCAGGUUUAUAGUGAGGAAAACCUGCCAUAAAGUGCCACCCAAGGUCAAUACUAAAACUCUUGAACACCAGAGGCGAAUGUUAGGAGCUUUUGAGAAAGACUCAGUGAAAAGUUACAUGAGGAAAACCAGGGAAAAGGCAGAACUGGAUCCCAGUAUGCUGACACUUGUAGUGAAAAGAAGGGUCGAUAAUAUUGCCAAGGCUAUUGAGGAAAUGCGGCUCUACUGGGCAGAGAGUCAAAGAGAUUUGGAGGAUUAUGAUCUCCCAAAUUCAGAUAACAUUUCCAUGGACAAUUUUUCUGUAUCUUCUGAGGGUGCAUCUCACUGGAAAAGGACACUGAGGGAAAGAAAGCUCAUGGAGCAGGGAGUCAAUGCUUUUAGACAUUCGUUAACACUACGUGAUAAGCAGGCAAGCACAGUUGCUGAGGAUCAAAACAUAAGUAGGCUACCCCCUAUAGAGGAGGCUGAAACAAAAGAAAAGAAAAGGAUAAAGAGGAUAAAGAAAAGAAAAGAUAGAGAAAAGAGGAGGGAAGAAAGACUGUCUUUGAGUGCAGAAGAAGAUGAAAAUGACAAAGAAAGGUCCAAAAAGCACCGACACAGAAGGAAAAAAAUUGUUGAUGAAGCAGAUGGUGAGAAGUCUCAAGGAAAGCAUCGUGGUACAUCAAGCCGCUCUAAAUCACCAAACCCAACUUUCUUUGAAGAAUCAGCAGCCUCCCUUAUGGAGAAGGGACAAAUGGCAGAAGAAACAAGUUCAAAAUUCGUACCAGAUUCUGAGAAAGUUCUUAACAUAAGUCCAAGCUUUUCUGAUGACCGAUUAAAAAUGCUGGAGGACAGAAUUUCAAAACUGGAAGAAAAAACUUCUUCAUCAUUAUCAAAUAUUGAAGACAUGUUACAAAAGCUGGUUUUCAGUAAAGAUGUAAGCUCUGUAAAAUGUUAAGAAACUGUCAUAAAACUGUGAUAUUUGAUUUGUAUUGAGUUCCUGUAAGUUCCUGAUUUGUAUUGUGUUGUGUUGUAUUGUGUUGUAUUGUGUUCCUGUAAGUUGUCAGGUUAGUACAACUGUCUAACUAUCAGUGUGUAUUAUGAUAAUAAGACAGUUGUUAUACAAUUUGACAAAAGAAAAUUUACGUCUUUUGCUUUGAGUAGCAUAUGUAAAGAUAUCAGAAGCACAAAAUUUAACAGUGCCAAUGUGCCAGAUUUUUCUGAAGUUUUCUUGUAAGCAGACAAUCAAAUAUUAUAUAUACUUUAUUACUAUUUUUUAAUUUAGUUGUUGUCAAAUGUGAUACAUUUUCUGAGGUUAGUAAUAACAUGUUUAACUAUCGCAGAAUUAAAUUGUGAAUUAUUUUGUGACUAUAUAUUGUAUAAAGUAAGCACGUAAUUAUGAAGGGGUCAACAUAGCAGUUUUCUCUGUACUCACUAAAUGUUACCCAUGUUAACCUUGAAAAGGUAUUACAAUUAUUAUUAUGUGACAUUUUACUGUUUCAUAGCCAUUUUCUUCAUUGGUAGUAUUUAUGAAUUUUGUAAUAUAUAUAUAAAAUUAUUAUUAUUAUUGAGAGCAAUGAUUUUGUAGACUGUGAUACAGACAUGUAAAAAUUUAGACAUUCCAUCUUUUUUAUAUACAGUAAAUUUCUUUAAAAUUUUAA